This is a messenger RNA of Oryza sativa Japonica Group (Japanese rice), 1167 nucleotides long. NCBI's taxonomy places the organism in Eukaryota, Viridiplantae, Streptophyta, Magnoliopsida, Poales, Poaceae. The record is from RefSeq and is a predicted model, not a curated record.
CAGCUACUACUCGAUCCCCAACGUGGUAUAAGACGAGCACUGCACCGUCGUCAUCUAUAGUCGACCCAACACAGCGACACCACCAGCGCCCACCUCCAUCGCCGCCGCUCCCCUCGCCUCCCGCGGUUUACGCUCGCGCGCAGGAGUUCUUGGUUGGCUGACUGCGAGUAAGCGAAUCAUCCGGCAAUCAUGGCGUCCCGCGUCAGGUUUGAGAAUUCCAGCGAGAUUGGAGUGUUCGCGAGGCUCACCAACGCCUACUGCGUGCUCCCCGACGGCGGAGCAGAGAACUUCUUCAGCGUGUUCGAAUCCGAGCUCGCCGACGUCGUGCCGGUGGUCAGGACGUCCAUCGGCGGCACGAGGAUCAUCGGGAGGAUGUGCGUCGGCAACAAGAACGGCCUCCUCCUGCCGCAUACCACCACAGACCAAGGUAAGCUCCAGCAUCUGAAGAACAGCCUGCCUGAUCAGGUGGUCGUCCAGCGCAUCGAGGAGCGCCUCUCCGCCCUGGGCAAUUGCGUUGCCUGCAACGACCAUGUCGCCCUCACACACCCAGACCUGGACCAGGGAACCGAGGAGAUCAUCUCAGAUGUUCUUGGUGUGGAGGUGUUCAGGCAAACCAUUGCAGGAAACAUCCUGGUGGGGAGUUUCUGCGCCUUUUCCAAUAAAGGGGGCCUUGUUCACCCGCAGACGUCGGUGGAGGACCAGGCGGAGCUGUCGACGCUGCUGGAGGUGCCACUGGCCGCCGGGUCCAUCAACCGGGGCAGCGAGGUGGUGGCCGCCGGCAUGGCGGUGAACGACUGGGCGGCGUUCUGCGGCGCCGACACGACGGCGACGGAGCUGUCCGUGGUGGAGAGCGUGUUCCGGCUGAGGGACGGACGGCCGGGGGCGCUCGGCGCCGACAUGAGCAGGUCGCUCGUCGUCAGCAGCUACCUAUAGAGAGAGGAGGAGGGACCGGUUUUUGCUUUGGGGGAUUUUCGGUCAGAAUUCAAGAAUGCUUAAAGCCAAAAAUAUCCCUUGCUGUAUCUUGAGUAGUGACAGUAAAUGUUCGCGUGGAUCGAUGCAGUUUUGAUCCUGUGUCAAAGAUGAAUUUUGUAUCUUUGCAAAUCUGGAACGAUGGAAGUGCUUUUUUGAAGUCAAAAUAUAAUUUAGUAUUAUGCUCAGCUCAGGAAA